Formica exsecta is the source of this 798-nucleotide messenger RNA. RefSeq names its product cilia- and flagella-associated protein 91-like. The transcript is spliced from 4 exons. The record is from RefSeq and is a predicted model, not a curated record. The annotation marks the transcript as partial. Lineage: Eukaryota; Metazoa; Arthropoda; Insecta; Hymenoptera; Formicidae.
AUUCCAAGAUUAAUAAAGCGUGACUACAAACAGUCGGUUUUGCCCAUUACACCACGCAGAUUGAGCAUAUGGAAUAAUAAACAGAAACAAUGGGAAGAAUCUGCUACGUUUAUUCAGAAGUUGGUUAAAAACAGAGCGAUACAAUGUUUGAUGUACGAAGGAUGCGAUAGAUACAGAGAAUUGAUCGAAGAAUUACAUUCGACUCAAACGCUCAAAAAGCAGGAUGAACAGAAGCACCGCGAAAAAAUAUGUAUGAUCGAGUUACAACUACAAAACGAUCAGUCGACACAGGAAGAUCGUUUAUGUGAGAUUCUCAAUUCUUUGGAAGGAAAAACAAUCUGUGGAACAUUAGAUUUUCUUAACAAAGAACUGGUGAGAUUAGAGGACGAACGUAGAGCUCAUGCUUUUGCUUUACUUGCCGAAAGAGAAAGAUGUAUGAGGGAAGCUGCUGAAGCUGGUAGGCGCCAAUUGGAACGUAAUCGACGACGAGAGUUUGACGAAAUGUUUAAACAAAUUGUAAAAAUAAAUCAGGAUUCGAUAGAAGCUUACUUGGAAGACAUUAUAAGGGAAGGCAUUGAUUGGAUAUCCGAUAAAACAGCUAAAGAACAAGUCUUACAGCUUAACGAUAAAAUGGAUGACAUAUCAAAACAUGCCUUAGAAAAACAAGAUUGUGUGGAUAAGUUGGCAGAAGAGGAAUUGGUAAUGGAUAUGAUAUAUAAUUUUGUUUUACCUGAAGUGGAAAAACAUAACGUAAGAGGAAAAAUUCGAGAUCGACAACAAAAUUAUAUGCGAAAUGCA